Molecule: messenger RNA, 1590 nt
Organism: Fusarium pseudograminearum CS3096
Lineage: Eukaryota; Fungi; Ascomycota; Sordariomycetes; Hypocreales; Nectriaceae
Exons: 2
Coding region: 1-1590 (529 amino acids)
Source: RefSeq, a predicted model, not a curated record
AUGGGCAAUCACAUCUCAUAUACCGCCUCCGAAUGCGAGGUCAGUCUGGACAACGCUGGCUCUUUCAAAGGUCUUCAGUUCGAUUCCAAGUCUCGCAGAUUCGCAGGCGUUCCUUAUGCCCAACCACCAACACAAAAUCUUCGAUGGCGCAAACCACAGCCCUUUCCCAAAAAUCACAUCUACGGUUCUCCCUUUGACGCGACACAAUUUGGACCAGUUUGUCCUCAGGCGAACUACUCCAAAAAUGUCAGCGAGCAUAUCCCCAAGCAUGCUUACAGCGAGGAUUGUCUAAGACUCAAUAUCUGGACACCUAUUCCUGACCCAGAUGUGCCAAAUCCCAAAUGGCCCGUCAUGGUCUGGUUCCACGGUGGUUGGUUCCAGGUUGGCGAUCCCAGUCAGGAAGAAAGCAUGGAUCCCACUGAGCUUAUUUCGACUGGCAAGCUACAAGCUAUCUUUGUAGCUGUGGGCUAUAGAUUAAACGUCUUUGGCUUCCUCGCUGGCGAAGCCCUUGUCGAGGAGUCAGGAGGUGAAGCUGUGGGAAACUAUGGUCUCUGGGAUCAGCGUCUUGCCAUGGAUUGGGUGUACGACAACAUCGCAGCUUUCGGAGGUGAUCCUGAAAACAUCAUCCUGGCUGGCCGAAGCGCAGGAGCAUACUCGGUCCUUGCGCAAACGCUUUACGACUUUCGGGGCACAGAUUCUCAGAGCCGUUUCACGCGGAUGAUUAUGUACUCGAAUGCCAUCCCAACACAACCCAAGAGUGUCCAAGACUGCGAAGAGCAAUUUUAUGAGCUCUGCGAUUUCUUCGAUAUACCACAAGAUCUAAAAGGGUCAGAGAAGUUGGAUCGUUUGCGAAAUAUUAGCUCGGACGAUCUCUCAUCGGCCAUCAUGGAGUUGAAGAAUCACACGUUCCGUCCCGUCACAGAUGAUCUCUUUAUCCACUCUGGAAUCUUUGACUAUUACCGCGACGGGUCUUUUGCACGCGAAUUUAAGAAACGCGGACUAAAGCUGUUGAUCGGCGAGGUUCUCGACGAGGAUACACUCUACGCUGUUACGAAUCCGCCAGACCCCGAUGUUGAGUCGCUGCGGGUGCAAAUAUCGAACUAUUUCCCUCCGCACGUCACAGAUCGUCUUCUCAAGCAUUAUGCACUGCCUCAAACCAAGGACAAGGAGGCUUGGCAGAAGAUCUUUGGAUGUAUCGUGGCAGAUGGUCAAGUCAGAGCGCCAUCACGAUAUCUAGUUGACAAUCUUGUGCGAAAUGGCGUGGAUAUCAAGAAUGUCUGGAGAUAUCUCAUCGCGUACCGGCUAUCGUUUAUCAACAACAAUGUCGCACCCACUUCAUUUGGUGUAAGCCAUGCGAUGGACAGACCCAUCUGGAAUUACUCCAUCACUCACAACCCUACACCAGAAGAAAGGCAACUCAUGGAUGAGUGGAUCAGUGACCUGCGAGCUUUUGUCAAUGACGAGAAUCACGACUAUGGCACUUCAGAAGCUACAGAGUACAAAGUGAUGCAACCACAAGGAACAAUUGGGAUCGAGACGGAUGGACGAUGGGAAGAACUUUUGCAGGUGAUGGAUAUCUUUUCCGCAUAA